AUGCAUGACCUUUAUGAAGGGGUCAUCCCAUUUGUCAUGAAGCAUGUCAUCCAGCGCAUUGUAUCAAGUCAGCUUCUAACUCUAGACCAGCUGAAUGAGCGGCUUGCCAAAUGUCCUUUUCAAGGAGGGGACAAAAAGUCUAGACUGCCUCCCCUGUCAUGUGCAGCAGUGUUUGGGAGAACAACCAUCAAGGGUUCAGCUGCUGCAAAGCUCUGCUUUUUUCGUUUUUUCUCUCUGCUCGUCGGAGACAGUGUCCCACAAGAAAAUCCUGCCUAUCAAGUAUACCUCGAACUCCGUGCGAUAGUCAACAUUGUUCUUGCACCACAGGUGUCUCGUGGUUCUGUUGCCUGUUUGAAGGUGCUUAUUGAGGACUUCUACAGUGCAUUUAAGGAAACUUUUGCAGAUGUGAGCAUUAUCCCAAAGAUGCACUAUCUGAUUCAUUACCCCAGCCUUCUACUUUUGUACGGCCCUCUUUCUAAACUGUCCUGCAUGCGUUUUGAAGCAAAGCAUCAAUUUUUUAAGUCACUCACUAGGAAAGUACGCAACUUCAAGAACAUUUCUUCAACACUGAGUCGUCGACAUCAAAUGCAACUUAUGUAUGCCUUGACGCAACCUCAAGAAUCACUGACUGUCAUAGGGAGCAAGAGACUAGAGCCAGACUCAUUACCUGACCUCUUGAAAGACAGACUUCAAGAACUCUGCCCGACUACAGCAGACGUGCACUGUGUGGAUUCUGUUACUGUUUCUGGAAGGACGCUAAGUGUGGGUGCUGCCAUACCUUUGCUUGUACCAGAUGAUGACCUUCCCGAGUUUGCUAAAGUGGCACUGAUUGCAGUUUGUAACCUCAAGUUGUUUGUUUUUGCCACCAUUCUUGACACAAAGUAUUUUGAUGAACAUUUUCAUGCUUUGUUGUAG
This is a messenger RNA of Dermacentor silvarum, 915 nucleotides long. RefSeq lists its product as uncharacterized. The coding region runs from base 1 to 915 and encodes 304 amino acids. The transcript has a single exon. The record is from RefSeq and is a predicted model, not a curated record. NCBI's taxonomy places the organism in Eukaryota, Metazoa, Arthropoda, Arachnida, Ixodida, Ixodidae.